UAAGCUUCCUUCACUGGUCACUUCUUCAAAUUUACUUACCUUUUUUGUACUGCAAUUUACAGCUCUCUCUCUCUCUCUCUCUCUCCCCCCUGCGUUCUCUCUGUAACUGUAAGCUUUCAGAUUUUUAAGAUAUCCCUCGAGUCAACUCGCUGUGUCUUUGGAUCUGAGCUAAAAGAGCUUUGAUUUUCCACUGAAAUUUCAUCGUGUACCUAGUUAUCUGUGGAUAAUUCUAUGGUGGAGUGAAGGAAAACAACAUGCCUUGGUUGAGUAAAUCAGUUGAUGCGUUUCGCAAUGUUGUACUAUUGAAUUUGUAUUGCAGGGUUAUUCUGUAAACUAUUACUCAAACUGAAGGCUGAAACUCAUUCUUCAGACUCUUGGCAUGUCAUUCUUCUCCAGAAUGUUCAUGAGAUCCAGUUGCUUUCAUCUUUUAUUGUGAUUUUUUACUAUUAGCUUCAAAUUGAAGCUACUUUUGUUAGUCUCUGUGUUUGAUCCUAAGUUAUAUGAGGUUUCUGCUUCAUCCUCAUCUUGUUUCACUGAAUUUCCUAUCCAUAUAUCAUCUUUAUUAAGAAUUUCUUUUCUCCUAGUUUUAUCAUUAGGCAAUUGUCUUGUAUUGUUACGUAUAUCUGGAUAGAUUGAGUUUUGAGUGGUCAAAAGAAGUUAUGGUGUGCCAAGCAGCAAGCCAAACAAGAUUUCGGGCGUUAAAGUAUGAGAAUGGAAUUGCUGGAAAACCGAUAAUUGUAGUUAGAGUCAUCGCAUGCUAUCAACCAUUGCAGGAUUGCCAGGCCGAGUACUUCCGCCACUUGCUUAAACCUGUCACGUAGAUAUAUUAUAAAGUUCUGUUAUAGUAUCAAGCUGGAAAUUUGUAGUUUCUCCCUUUUUUCUUCCAUCAUUCCAGAAAGAAGCAGCAAACCAAUUCAAUAUUGCAUAUUGAAGUGGAAGUCUUGGUAAUAAUUUUGGUUAUAUGGUUAAAGGCAACCUGCUCCCACCUGAUUAUACUUCGCAAUUGCCAAUUUUCAAUUGCAUGAGCACCUCAGUUGAGCCAGUGCAACCAGGAUGUUUGCCAGCAUUUGUGAACUCUGGCUUGUACACAUUUUCUGCAAACACGAUGACGUCAGGGAUGGGAGUUCCAUACAUCCCAGGUUUGAAUACUCAACAAAGCAAUGGAGCCCAAGGGUUUUCUCAACGUGUGCGCCCUGUCUUCCAGAAUUUGCUUCCUGCUGUGAACCCAUAUCUCAAAGAAAAGUUAUCUGCUUUCGGUGGGGAGGUUGCACCAAAUGGAAUCCCUGGAUGCCAGCGGAGAUUUUUUAUUUUUGAUCAGUCUGGAAAUGAAACAAGGUUAAGACAUAGUUCGUAUUUUCCUAUUGAUGGGAAACCAACUAUAGCAGCUAGGAAACGCAUUGGUGAUUCUUAUUUGCACUAUGAAGAUCAUGCAGCUAAAGUGAACCAAAUCAAUGAAACUGUGCUGAAGGAAGUAUCAGAUGAGAAUCACUUAAGUGGUGAAGAAAGUGAGAUGCAUGAAGACACUGAAGAAAUCAAUGCCUUACUUUACUCAGAUGAUGAUGAUGAUUAUGAUGAUAAUGAUAGUGGUGGUGAUGAUGAAGUGAUAAGCACUGGUCACUCUCCCAUUAAGAUUAGAAGUUGUGAGACGCGAGGACAAGUAGAUGAAAUAACAGAAGAAGUCCCCAGUUCUGAUGCCCAAAGCAAAAGGCGGAAAUUGCUUGAUGGUGGGUACAAAUGCACAUUACUGGCGGACACUGCUGGUACGACAAAAGUGACGGGUGUUCAUGUGUGUGAUGAUGAUGAUGAAUCAAGCUAUGCUAUUGGACAAAACCGAGAAGAAGAAAGGCAUGCCAUCCGGGGCAGCAAGCAGUUAAAGAAGGAUAAGGUUCAUGCAACAUUGAAAAUUCUGGAGAGCAUAAUCCCUGGUGCAAAGUACAAGGACCCAUUGGUGGUACUUGAUUUAGCUAUAAAUUAUUUGGAAUCUUUGAAGUUCAAAGCCUUUUCUCGGAGUUAACUAAUGUUAAGUUUCAUUUCCUCCAACUUUCGUAGUAUGAAGUUGGCUAGUGGUGGAAGGAAGAAUGAAGAAGGAUAACAAUCCAAGACUUCUUUCCUUGAAUGAUUGAUGAGUUUGAAAUAGUAGCUUUUCUGAUGUGGGGUACUCUUUAGACUUCUUCCUCAGGAGCUGUAUAUAAUGUGCCAAUAAAAGGAGAGUAGUGGGAAGAUUUAGCAAUUUGCUUGCAGGGUGAAAGUAAAAGAGUUUAUCUUUUAACUUUGUUAUAAACUAUGGAUUAACAAAAGUCUUAAUGAUUUGAAAGUCCAGGUGAUGCAAGUGGUGAAUGAGAAUUUUUUUCCCCUACAAGUGUUGAGAAGCCCUAUGGAUUUAGUGCAUGCGCGUUAGGUAAUUCUGGUCCCACUCUCCACCAUUCAUUUUCUUUGAUUUAUUGCUUGUUGUCUCCCUCUCUUUACCCUCAGACAAAUCAUGCUGAUAUUAACCUCUAUUAAAAUACAAAAAAAGUUUCAAAUGUAUGGGAGUACUGUAGAGAAGCGUGGCAUCUCGCCAUGAAUUGUUGGGGGUCCACUCUUUUGAUCAAUUAGCUACUUGUGUGUAUCCACACGUGAGUCUGGGUGGUGGCUAUGUUUCUUAUACAGUAUAUUCAGACAUGAACCCAUGAUUAUCCAGUGAAGCCUUUGAUAUCCAAGAUGGGAUUUGUCAGCUUUGUGUGCUCAUCAUGUGUUGGGAUUGUGAAUUUGGUGUUUCAGUAGUAGAGUGUGGAAGUGAUUGAAUUGAAUGUAAUUUAUGUUUGCUGUUUUUUCCUUUGUUCAUCCUGUUGUCCUAUGUAGGAUGAUUGUAUGUGUCUGUACACUCUGUAUUGAAAAAGAGAAGAUGAUUUGUUGUGAUUUUAUUAAUGUGGAGAUGUUUUCUUGUGACUGUGAUGAGUAAAUGUGGGGGCUAGAGGAUCCUGAGCUGAUUUCUUUUGCA
This is a messenger RNA of Manihot esculenta (cassava), 2980 nucleotides long. RefSeq names its product transcription factor bHLH143. The record is from RefSeq and is a predicted model, not a curated record. The transcript has 4 exons. Bases 962 to 2014 code for a protein of 350 amino acids. NCBI's taxonomy places the organism in Eukaryota, Viridiplantae, Streptophyta, Magnoliopsida, Malpighiales, Euphorbiaceae.